Molecule: messenger RNA, 2009 nt
Organism: Oncorhynchus gorbuscha (pink salmon)
Lineage: Eukaryota; Metazoa; Chordata; Actinopteri; Salmoniformes; Salmonidae
Product: adiponectin receptor protein 2-like
Exons: 9
Coding region: 398-1675 (425 amino acids)
Biological process (GO): adiponectin-activated signaling pathway
Cellular component (GO): plasma membrane
Molecular function (GO): signaling receptor activity
Source: RefSeq, a predicted model, not a curated record
CGACAUCGGCGAGUAAAGUCAAGUCAGCCUUCAGAGGUUCACAAUCACGUAGAGAACCGUGGAACAAAUUGUCCGAGUCGUGGCUACUCUUAUUUUUUUGGGGGGGGAAACAACCUUCGGGACAAAAGGACAUCGUCUCCGUGCUUCUCGACAAGGCUCCUUACCAGGCUACCGACCCCCACCCUUUCUGGCCAACAAUCCGACCCCACCACCAGGCCUCAGUUACCCCUGUCCAGCUGGAGGAGGACCCUCCACCACCUCUACCAGUCCAGCCAGGCCGGUCAGUCCACAGCGGUCAGCGGGGAGUAUCAGGCCAGCAGCCAAGCUGGAGGGAGCCGGAGGAGGAGGGGAGCUGGAGCCGCAGCAGAGGCCCUCAGGGGCCGAGGCCCCGGGCUUCAUGUUGAGGUAUAGAGGCUGUGGUACCGCUGCUACAGAUGCUGAUGGCACCACUACGGAGCAGAUGGAUCCGAGAGAGCAGCAGCAGCAGCAGGAGGAGGAUGAUGUCGUCUCAGACGGACACACACACAACGGGGUAACUCUGAGGCGUCACCCUCCCACAUCACCAUUAUCCACUCCUUUACCAAACAACACCGGGCUGUGUGGAGACGGACUGGAGACCUUGAGACCCAAUGCGCUGGAGUUGCAGAAAGCGACUGAUGGAGAGGAGGAGGAGAGAGAUGGAGGGAUGGACUCUACCUCUGCAGGGGAGGAGGACUUGAAGACUCCAGACGAGGGCUUCAUGGGCAUGACGCCUCUACUACAAGCCCACCACGCCAUGGAGAAGAUGGAGGAGUUUGUUCACAAGGUGUGGGAAGGCCGGUGGCGAGUCAUUCCUCAUGACGUGCUGCCUGAGUGGCUGAAGGAUAACGAGUAUCUCCGCCACGGGCACCGGCCGCCCAUGCCCUCCUUCAGGGCCUGCUUCAAGAGCAUCUUCAGGAUCCACACUGAGACUGGCAACAUCUGGACUCACCUGCUGGGCUGUCUGUUCUUCCUGUGCCUGGGCAUCAUGUAUAUGUUUCGUUCCAACAUGUACUUUGCUGCCCCGUUCCAGGAGAAGAUAGUGAUCGGUAUCUUCUUCAUCGGGGCCAUCCUGUGUCUGUCCUUCUCUUGGCUCUUCCACACCGUCUACUGCCACUCUGAGGGCGUCUCUCGUGUCUUCUCCAAACUGGACUACUCUGGCAUAGCCUUCCUGAUCAUGGGCUCCUUUGUUCCAUGGCUCUACUACUCGUUCUACUGCUCUCCCAACCCCAGGUUAAUCUACCUGGUAGUAGUCUGUAUACUAGGAGUCUCUGCCAUCAUCGUCUCACAGUGUGACUUCUUCGCUAAGCCACAGUACCGCGGCGUCAGAGCAGGAGUGUUUGUAGGUCUGGGUCUGAGCGGUGUGGUCCCCACCCUGCACUUUGUCAUCACUGAGGGCUUGCUGAGAGCCACUACUAUGGGUCAGAUGGGCUGGCUGCUCCUCAUGGCAACGCUCUACAUCUCUGGAGCCUGUAUCUACGCAGCCCGCAUCCCAGAGAGGUUCUUCCCCGGGAAAUGUGACAUCUGGUUCCACUCUCAUCAGUUGUUCCACGUCCUGGUGGUGGCAGGAGCGUUCGUCCAUUUCCACGGCGUGUCCAACCUGCAGGCCUUCCGCUACGCUGCCGGGGCGGGCUGUGAGGAGGACAAUGCCCUGUGAAGAUCCUGCAUGUCGUCACGUCAACACACCACCAGGGGGAGACACGCAUAUAUAUACACACACACACACAUAACAGACACACACACACACACACACACACACACAUACAUAACAGACACGGGAGACUGAUGGAGGCUCAUACACACACUGACUCCCCAGUAGCCCCGUCUCUCUCUGUACAUACAGAAACCCCUUAGAGGACACGGGGAAAAAAGACAAGGUUUUCUUUUCAGUUGGAAAAAAAAUGACCUAAGUCUCGUUUGUUUUUCUUCUCCAUCUCCAUCUUGUUUUCAAUAACUGCAUCUAGGGUUUUGGACAUUUGAGACUGCCCCCC